Messenger RNA from Dermochelys coriacea (leatherback sea turtle), 1378 nucleotides. It is a transcript of the gene PDCD2, whose product is annotated as programmed cell death 2. The transcript is spliced from 6 exons. NCBI's taxonomy places the organism in Eukaryota, Metazoa, Chordata, Testudines, Dermochelyidae. The coding region runs from base 16 to 1209 and encodes 397 amino acids. Gene Ontology annotation, cellular component: cytoplasm; nucleus. The record is from RefSeq and is a predicted model, not a curated record.
GCCCGCACUUCCGGUAUGGGAGCCGGGGGGACGCGUUUCGGCAGCGCGCACUUCCGGCAUAGGAGCCGGUCGGACGACUUGUGGCACGGCCCACUUCCGGUGCGCGCGAGUUGGGCCGCGGGGAUGGGCUCGCGCGUGGAGCUGGGGUUCGCGGAGGAGGCGGCCCCGUGGCGCCUGCGCAGCGCCCAGUUCCCCAGCAAGGUGGGGGGGCGGCCGGCGUGGCUGGGCGAGUCCGGGCUGCCGGGCCCUGCCGAGCUGCGCUGCGGGCGGUGCGGGCGGCCCUGCGCCUUCCUGCUGCAGCUCUACGCGCCGCUCCCCGGCCGCCCCGACGCCUUCCACCGCGGCCUCUUCGUGUUCUGCUGCCGCGGGCCCGCCUGCUACCCGCCCGGGGCCCAGGGCCCGCUGCGAGUUUUUAGGAACCAGCUUCCCAGGAGGAAUGACGCCUAUUCCUAUGAUCCGCCCCCUGAAACGCCCCCUCCGGAAGAUCAUCCCCCUGUGAACCUGCAGCUUCAAUGUGGAGCUCAUCUAUGCAGAGUCUGUGGCUGUUUAGGGCCAAAGACAUGUUCCAAAUGUCACAGGGCCCAUUACUGUAGUAAAGAUCAUCAGACUGUCGAUUGGAAAUUGGGACACAAACUAUCUUGUAUGCAGUCAGCUCAAUUGGACACUGCAAUUCCAGAUCACAAGUUCCUUUUUCCAGAGUAUGAAAUUGUAAUAGAACCUGAGGAAAUGGAAACGACUGGUGACAGUCAAACAGAUGCAGAUACACAAAAGGACUUGGAGAAACAUGAAGAAUUGGAGGCUGCAGGCAGCUCAAGUGAAGGUUUUGAGUCACUAGAUGAGGAGGUAUUGGAGGCAAUGGCAAAACAUGAGACUCGAGAAGACAAGAUUUUCCAAAAGUUUAAAAAUCGAAUAGCUGCGGAGCCAGAACAGAUUCUCAGGUACUGUCGAGGAGGAGAAGGCCCCAUAUGGAUCUCAGGUGAAAACAUUCCUCAGAUGAAAGAUAUCCCAAAUUGUUCAUGUGGUGCCCAAAGGAUGUUCGAAUUCCAAGUUAUGCCUCAGCUCCUGAACCACCUGAAGGCUGAUAGCCUAGGAGAAAGUAUUGACUGGGGAACACUGGUAGUCUACACGUGUGCUGAAAACUGUAACCAAGCAAAUGGAUAUAUGGAGGAGUUCAUCUGGAAGCAGGACAUUCCCACAGACUCAACUUAACUACUACAAAAAUAUUGUUAGUUUCUGUAAAGAAAUGAAUUGAGUUUAUACACAUGUACUGAAGUGUUACAUAUUGCAAGAAGGAAAAAAAAGGUUGAGGAACUAGCCCAGAGUUGUAUCAGUUAUCAUUUAAUUACAAUAUACACAUUAAAGGUAAGUCAUUAAAACA